AUGUUUUUCUGGGUUAUUCGAGAUGAUUUGACCUUAAAUGACCAUUUUGCUGUAGUGAUGAUGAUGUUUAGCUGUCCACUGCCAUAUAAUGGUGUGGACAUUACUAAUAAUAUUCAAGCAUCAGAAGCUCUUAAAACUGAAACUGAUGAUUUGAAGAAGAAGCAUGAUGAGGCUGCUUCAAAAGUUCUCCAGCUUGAAGAAGAUAUCAUGACUGUUACUCAAAAAGCCAUUGCAAAAGAAACUGAGUUAGACAGUCUGAAGGACAAACUGAAGAAAGUGAUGCUUGAGAAGGAGCAACUUGAAUGUGUGUUAAAGACAGAAAAGGAUGAAAAAGAACUUUAUAAGAUACACUUGAAGAAUACAGAAAUAGAAAACACCAAACUAGUAAAAGAAAUCCAGACGUUUAAGAAUUUGGAUGCAAACAAAGAAAACAUGAUAUCGUAUUAUAAAGAGGAGGUUGGCAGAUUACAGCUAUUUAUAGCUGAAAAUGAAAAUAUGAAGAAAGCUUUUUUGCUCUCCUCAUCAGACAAGGAGGAUGCAAGUAUUUUAAAAGAACAGCUUCGGAAAGCUGAAGAUCAGAUUCAGGCUAGAAAACAAGAAGCUGUCCUAAUGUCAAAAGAGCUGAGCGAUGCAGUAAAUGUGCGAGAUAAGACGAUGGCAGAUCUUCACAGUGCACGUCUGGAAAAUGAGAAAUUGAAAAAGCAGCUUGCUGAUGCUUUAGCUGAGCUUAAAAAAAUCACGGUUUUGAAAAAUGAACAGGAAACUUCAAACACAGCAGAGCAGGAACUACGCAGAGAAGUUGAAGAUCUGAAGCUUCGUCUGCAAAUGGCUGCUGAUCACUACAAGGAAAAAUUCAAAGAAUGUCAAAAACUUCAAAAACAAGUAAACAAGUUUACAGAACAGGCAAAAAUUGCAGGGCAUCAGCAGAAACUGACAGAUGCAUCUAACAUUGAGACAACUACUGCCAUCAUUACAGACAAAAAGUUGUCUGCAUCUCCAGUUAGCCCCCUUUCAUCUGACAUAGUUUCGGAAUUCAUGGUAAAGGAGCAAGUACGUGAAAUGAAUAAAGAAAUUGCUGAGAAAACAGAGAAGUAUAAGAAAUGCAAGCAAAUGUUGGCAGACGAGAAGAUGAAGUGCAGUGUUUAUGCUGAUGAAUUAGCUAAACUGGAGAUGAAAUGGAAAGAACAAGUGAAAAUCAAUGAGGGUAUAAAAUUACAGCUGGCUGCAAUGGAGGAUCAGUACAAAGUUCAGCUGGCGGAAAAAGAGAGACGAAUAAGGGAACUGGCAUCACAGUUGGAACUCUUUAGCAGUGAGAAGGAACUUGGCAGGACACCAGGAAAUCAAGCUGGAAGGGUGAUGGAAGGACAGAUUUCACAACAGACGUUACAUUUUCGCAACCCGUAUUCUGAGGAAAAUGGACCAGUUCCCGCAGUGCCAAGCAGACUGCCAGUAUUGCAAUAUGGAAACCCUUAUGCAAUUCAGGAGAGAAGAGAUGGAGCAGAUGGCGCUUUUAAUCCUGAUGAGAUCCAAAGACCACCUGUUAGAACUUCCUUUUGGGAGCUGGAAGAUGAUGUGGUGUGUAGUCAGCCUUCACGCAAUCUUAGUCGGCCUGACGGUUUGGAAGAUCCUGAGGAUAGCAAUGAUGAUGAAAACACUGUACCUUCUGCUCCUGAUCCUCCCAGUCUUCUCUUGCAUGAACGUGGAACAGGUUUCUGCUUUGAUGCCAGUUUUGAUGUGCACAAGAAAUGCCCUCUUUGUGAUGUGAUGUUUCCACCGAACUACGACCAGAGCAAGUUUGAGGAGCAUGUGGAGAGCCACUGGAAGGUGUGCCCCAUGUGCAGUGAGCAGUUCCCGCCCGACUAUGACCAGCAAGGCUUUGAGAGGCACGUUCAGACACACUUUGAUCAGAACGUAUUAAAUUUUGAUUAAAUACUUUGUUUUGCAGUGUAGCUUAAAAACCCCCCACUCUGGGUAGUCCACCUAUGGAACGAAACCAGUGCAGCUUUUCUGUAACAGUGCAAACUUCUGAUUAAAAGCUAACAUACUCUAAUGGGAGCUGUGAGCUGCUAUUGGGUUAUCUUCUCUCUCUACCUAACAUUAUACUAAAAAAACCCCACCAAACCACAAAACCCCCACUCUGUUGUGUAUGUAGCUAUUUAUUUCCCUACUUAGUGGAAUUUGUAAGGCCGGAGGAAUGACUUAGCCUCAGAAAAAAUGAGACCAGCUUCCUGAUGCUCUUCAGCUACAUAAAAAUGCGACCUGGGGUUCCUCUUGCCUGUGAUAACUGAGGCAUGAUUAAAAAGGUAAUAAAGAGAUAUUUCUCCUAGCAAAUUUGUGUAGUUUUUCUUUGAGUAACAGUUAAAUCGAAAAGUUCCAUUACUUACCCUACGAAAAUAUAGUUUUCUAGUACAUUUCUGAAAUGUAGGUGCAUGUACUGUGAGUUACAGGCUUGCAACAAAAGGAAUGGCAAAUCCUUCAGUUUUAAAUACAGAAUGUUUGCCUUAAGGGAUAAUGUUAAAUUAAGUAUAUUAUACCUUAAGGCAGUAUUUUUGAGUUGAAAGAAACUGCUGUGCUUAAAUGCCUAAAAGUAAUUAUUUAAAAAAAAUCAUUGCCAUUAUGUUGCAAUUGCAUUCAGUAGAAAAUAUUGUUAUAUUUUCACAACAGUGAAUUGUGUUCCUUUUGGCUUAGGGCUUUUAAAACCUUCUGCAUUUUAACUUCAUGUAUUUCUUUCCAGUAAGUAAAAACAUGUGUGUAUAUCUAAACAUUUUAUAUUUACUUUAACUGUAUUAAGUAAAUUUGCUUUCCACUUGUUGUACAGUAGUCUUGUUACAUUAAAAGCAAAAUUAUUGACGGA
Antrostomus carolinensis (chuck-will's-widow) is the source of this 2854-nucleotide messenger RNA. It is a transcript of the gene TAX1BP1, whose product is annotated as Tax1 binding protein 1. Gene Ontology annotation, biological process: negative regulation of apoptotic process. The transcript is spliced from 14 exons. The record is from RefSeq and is a predicted model, not a curated record. NCBI's taxonomy places the organism in Eukaryota, Metazoa, Chordata, Aves, Caprimulgiformes, Caprimulgidae. The coding region runs from base 1 to 1929 and encodes 642 amino acids.